UUCUCCUGACGCAAUUCUGUGACGGACCUGUGCGGUCACAUUGAAGUAAUUGCAAUGUAUCGUGAAAUGUGAGACUAAAUAACUCGCAGGUAUGUUUGUUAAUAGUUCUGUACGGCUUGCUGGCUUUGUGUUUUUCAAGUCCAGAUUAAAAUGGCCGAGACCUGCGAUAGAAUAUCCGACAAAUGAAUGUCAGUGUGUUGUGCUGAAGCGCUCACAUACCAGCUGGACGGGACAUAAACAGCCCACACACUCUGAGGGCAAGACAAGACGUGUCCAUAUCUCCAGUGUCCGUUUUGUCUCCAAAAGCACUCUGGACCCGGCUGAGGUCAGGAAGUUCCAGGUUCUGGCCAAUAAAUGGUGGGACAUUCAAGGUGAAUUUGCACCUCUUCAUGCCCUGAAUGAGCUAAGAGUACCCUUCAUCCGUGAUAACCUGUUGACUUUGCACGGUGGAGGUCAGAUGGGUCGCCCCCUGGCUGAGCUUAGGAUACUGGAUGUGGGCUGUGGUGGAGGUCUGCUCACUGAGCCCUUAGGGCGGAUGGGUGCCGAGGUGUUGGGUGUUGACCCGGUGGAGGUGAGCGUGCGGACAGCAGAGCUGCACUCGUCCCUUGAUCCUGCGCUUAGAGGACGAGUGCGGUAUCGUGCAUGCACCCUGGAAGAGCUUGCUGAAGAAGAUGGAAAUGAAGAAGCAUUUGACGCGAUCGUGGCUUCUGAAGUGCUUGAACACCUGGCAGAUCUUGACACCUUCCUCGACUGUUGCUACCACAUGCUGAAGCCAGGUGGAUCCAUCUUCAUCACCACUAUCAACCGGACUCCGCUAUCCUACAUCUUUGGAAUCGUGAUGGCUGAGCAGGUGCUGCAUAUUGUACCAAAAGGCACACAUGAGUGGGACAAGUUCAUCAGCCCAGUGGAGCUGGAGACACUGCUAGAGUCUUCUGGAAUUAGUGUUCAGUCUGUCCGAGGACUCCUCUAUAACCCUCUCUCCAGAUGUUGGAGUUGGCAGCAGAGCACAGCUGUGAAUUAUGCGCUGCACGCCAUCAAACAGAAGGCAGCGCCACCACAUCAGACCCCUGCUGAGAAUUAGACUUAAAAAAAAAAAAAUCUGUGUGGGUUUGUAUUAUAGAAAACUGUACAUCAUAAUAUAAAUAGGCUUCAUACAGAGGAACAGAAAUAAGUAUAAAAUGCACUAGACUCGCCUCAAGACAUGACAAAUAACUGAUAUUGUUUGUACAUCAAAUAUUACAUAAAAUAUCAUUUGAAUUAAAUGUACAAAUCAAAUGUCUAACUAUACCAAUAAUUCUGUGAACAAUUAACUUUUCUACCUUAAUGUUGCUGAUUCUUCUGUUUGUCUGAAAGCAGCCAUUUUUAUUUCAGCUGUAGCAUAAUGUAAUGCAAGUCGAAGUCUCUGACCACCUCAGAUAUGUGGUUUAUGGUUUAGGGCUGCAGUUUGCACAAUGCUAAACUGUUGACUCGUAGCGGACUUUACUACAAGUCUGAACAUCUAACUGUAGUUUGAUAUCUCCUCCAAUCCAAAAGAAAACUCUGACCGACAUUAAGCAUGUCUUCAUUGCUCAAUAAUGUUUCAGAUAAAGAUAAUUCUGUAUACAUGUCGAGUGUGGUGGGUUGGUGUGUGUGUGUGUGUGUUUUUUUUUUUUUCUUUUAAAUAUUUUAUUUCUUUGGACCUGCGAGUUAGUGUUGCUCUGUGUAUAGUAUUGUAGUUAUUAAUAUUGUUUGUACAUUAAAACCAGCUGUGAUUAAAAAUUAUUUUUGUGUAUUAUGGCACUUGUGGUGCCGAAGUUCUUUAGUACAAGAUCCAAGAACAUUUUUUAAUUAUGAAUACUUGAUCAUUUUUAAAGCAAUACGUUUCUUGCACAUGUUGACUAUGACUACAGAUGCAUUUCCACGCUACGGUGGCUAUCAGUGUAUACAUCCAUUUCUGUUCACUGAGUGCUCAGCUAAAAGAAAACAAUAGGAUUAGAGAAGUGAAAAUUUGUCAUCUAUCUCAUUAUUUCAGUGACAGGUUUAAAGAACGACGCAAAAACAGACUUUAUUAUUCAAAUAAAGUGCAAGCUGUUCUUGAUCUGA
Neoarius graeffei (lesser salmon catfish) is the source of this 2082-nucleotide messenger RNA. It is a transcript of the gene coq3, whose product is annotated as coenzyme Q3 methyltransferase. The record is from RefSeq and is a predicted model, not a curated record. NCBI's taxonomy places the organism in Eukaryota, Metazoa, Chordata, Actinopteri, Siluriformes, Ariidae. The transcript has 6 exons. The coding region runs from base 92 to 1081 and encodes 329 amino acids. Gene Ontology annotation, molecular function: 2-methoxy-6-polyprenyl-1,4-benzoquinol methyltransferase activity. Gene Ontology annotation, biological process: ubiquinone biosynthetic process.